This is a messenger RNA of Ctenopharyngodon idella (grass carp), 1986 nucleotides long. RefSeq names its product plasminogen activator, urokinase a (gene plaua). NCBI's taxonomy places the organism in Eukaryota, Metazoa, Chordata, Actinopteri, Cypriniformes, Xenocyprididae. The record is from RefSeq and is a predicted model, not a curated record. The transcript is spliced from 11 exons. Gene Ontology annotation, biological process: regulation of cell adhesion mediated by integrin; plasminogen activation. The coding region runs from base 209 to 1396 and encodes 395 amino acids. Gene Ontology annotation, molecular function: serine-type endopeptidase activity.
AAGCAUAGCCCACAAUCAAUUGUUUACUGCUCAGCGCAUGCCAGUUUGCCUGAGGCCAGGCCCCCCUCAGCCAAUCAUGGACUCGUCACUAUAAAUCGAGGAACAGUGCUCAGUAAGCCGGUACAGCUACACACAGCAACAUCUGUAAGCAAACUCUCUACUAUCAAAAAGGAUCUCCAAAAAAGGAAAACAUUUGUUUGCGGUCAAGAUGAAGUAUAUUCUCAGCAUAUUACUGAUAUGCGCCCUGUGCUUAACUGAAGCAAUUAAACACCCUAGAAAGAAAGUCCCUUCUAUUCCAGGAAAGGAUAAGUGCAUACUUGAUGGAAGUGAUGAGAGUACAUACAGAGGCAAAGUGUCAGUGACAGUCAAUGGAAGGAUGUGUGUAUCAUGGAAUUCCAUCCCAAGCCAACAAUACAACUACUAUCAUAACUACUGCAGAAAUCCAGAUAACAGUAUUCAGCCAUGGUGCUUUGUAAGGAAAAGAAGGCGUUAUGUACGGGAAUAUUGUGACAUUUCCCGCGAGGAAAGGAAGCCGACCAAGAGUCUACCAACACCUGAGCCAUCACAGCAGGACACAGAAUCAACAUGUGGUGAGCGACGCUUAAACCGCACUACAAAGAUAAUAGGAGGAUCAAGGUCAGCUGUUGAGUCACAGCCUUGGAUUGCAACUAUCUUCAAAGGAAAUGGGUUUAUUUGUGGAGGAACCCUCAUUGCUCCAUGCUGGGUCCUCACUGCAGCCCACUGCUUCCCUAGCGGUAAUAACACUCAAAAAAAUAGAUAUUCUGUCAUUCUGGGAAAGAAUGCCAUCAAUGAAACCAACCCUGACAAAGAGCAGGAGUUCAAAGUGAGCAAACUUGUGGUCCAUGAGGACUUUGACUACACAACUGAAAACUAUACUCAUGACAUUGCCCUGUUGAAGAUUGAGGGCAGCAAUGGACAAUGCGCAGUGAGGACAAAAUCUGUGAGAACUGCAUGCCUUCCACCUUUCCAGCAGAUGCUUCCCUCAGGAUUCUACUGUGAGAUUAUCGGCUAUGGAAGGCAUAAAAAGGGUGGCUUUGAGUACUCUCGACAUCUGAAACAGGCUGAGGUGAUGCUUAUUUCCCAGGAUGCUUGCCAGCACACAUAUUACAGGGAGGAUGAGGUCAAUGAGUACAUGCUGUGUGCAGCUGGCAGAGACUGGGAGGAAGAUGCUUGCCAGGGUGACUCAGGUGGGCCUCUGGUGUGUGAAGUACAUAACACCAUGUUCCUAUUCGGUAUCAUUAGCUGGGGAAAAGAGUGUGCGGAAAAGUCUAACCCGGGUGUUUAUACAAAAGUCACCAAGUACAACCACUGGAUCUCAAUGCAUACUGGUUUACCCACAUAUACAGCAGGCUCCAAGUAUCCACAGAAGGAUUAACUAUGACAGGGUCACUUUACAGCAGAAAUGUAAAUGCUUAGCCACUCAGGGUAAUGUUUUGGUCUGCACAGAAUGCACAUGCCAAUUAUUUGUGCCAUUCAGAUGAUAUAUGGCAGCUACUUGCAAUAGGAAUAAUCUUUGACACUGUUAUAAUUACACGUUCCUGCUUUUACUGGACAGUGAUACCAGUAUUUAGGUGAAUGAAGGAUACAUAGAAUUAGGAUUUUUUUAAUGCUCAGUUUGUGAGAACUGCAAAUGAUGUAUUUUGUCUUUUGUGCCUUUCUAAAAUUGUUUGUGGAAAUAAAUAUGAAGGAGUAUGUGGAUGAAGGAGUAGUGCUCCAUAAAGUUAAUUUUUUUUUGACUGGGCAUUAUCUGUUUUAAUUAUUCUGUUUUAUUGUUACUUUUUAUAUUAUUUAAUAUUUUAUUUAUUGUAAGAAUGCAUAUAAGAUACAUUUAUUUAUUUAUUUUGCUUACUUAUAUACAUAUUAUUGUAAAACUGUCUUUACUUUGUUUAAUACAAAAUUCUCCUUAAUUGUAUUUGAUAUUCCAUUGUAUUUUAUAUUUGACAAUAAACUUGCUUUAAAUCUUUA